This is a messenger RNA of Fusarium musae, 492 nucleotides long. RefSeq lists its product as uncharacterized. Gene Ontology annotation, cellular component: mitochondrion. The record is from RefSeq and is a predicted model, not a curated record. NCBI's taxonomy places the organism in Eukaryota, Fungi, Ascomycota, Sordariomycetes, Hypocreales, Nectriaceae. Gene Ontology annotation, molecular function: fatty acyl-CoA hydrolase activity. The coding region runs from base 1 to 492 and encodes 163 amino acids. The transcript has 3 exons.
AUGGGUAACAAGGCUUCACCUGCGGAGCUCAAGACCCGCAAGAGAGAAGACUAUCGUUUCUUCCUUGACUACCGCACGCGAUGGAACGACAAUGAUAUGUACGACCACAUGAACAAUUCCGUUUACAAUUUUUUAUUCGACUCUAUCAUCAACGCAUACCUCAUUGAGAAUUGUGGUCUCCAUCCUCCUACAGCACCACAGUUUGGCAUGUGCGUGCACACCCACACUGACUAUUUUUCGUCUAUCGCGUACCCUGCUGUCGCGGAGCUUGCCCUACGUGUCAACAAGCUAGGUAAAUCUAGCGUCACGUACGAGACGGCGCUCUUUGAGAAGGGCAAGGAUGAGGUGAAGGCGGUAGGGGAGUUUAUACAGGUGUAUGUUGAUCGUGAGACGAAUAGACCGCUAAAGGAUGGUAUGGCCUCAACGCUUCGUGAAAAGCUGCAGGAGCUGGUCGUUGAUGACGAUGCAAUUAAAGCAAAGGCUAAGCUCUAA